This is a messenger RNA of Mangifera indica (mango), 1681 nucleotides long. RefSeq names its product BAHD acyltransferase BIA1-like. The transcript has a single exon. Bases 98 to 1432 code for a protein of 444 amino acids. NCBI's taxonomy places the organism in Eukaryota, Viridiplantae, Streptophyta, Magnoliopsida, Sapindales, Anacardiaceae. The record is from RefSeq and is a predicted model, not a curated record.
CAUGACAGAACUUAAUCAAAUUUAAUAUCAAAGCAGAUGUUUUUACAUUUUAUAAGUUGACAGAUUGUAAGAGAGAUUAUCCAACUUAAUUUCAAAGAUGAAAGUUGAGAUUUCUGCUAAAGAAAUCAUCAAACCAUCUUCUUCAACCCCAGAAAACUUGAGAAAUUUCAAGCUAUCCCUCUUGGAUCAGCUUGCGCCUCCAACUUAUGAACCUUUACUUCUCUUCUACUUCUCCAACAGUGACACAGGUUUCCAUUUUUGCUUAAAAAAAUCACUCUCUGAUACCUUGACUCGAUUUUUCCCACUUGCAGGAAGACUCAAGGAUAACAUCACGGUUGAUUGUAGCGACUAUGGAGUUGUUUAUCUCGAAGCUCGAGUGGACUGCCUUCUGUCAGACUUUCUCCAACAACCCAACGCGGAUACGCUUAAAGAAUUCCUUCCUGUUGAGGACGAAUCCAUAGAUGCCGCAGGCGGGGAGGCUUUACUGCUUGUUCAAUCAAGUUUUUUCAGUUGUGGUGGAGUUGCAAUUGGGGUUUGUCUUUCUCACAAGUUUGGCGAUGCAGCCACGCUAAGCACGUUCAUCAAGAGCUGGGCCGCCACGAGUCUCGGCUCUGGGGAAACAGUGCAGCAGCCAUUGUAUAAUGGGUCGUCGUUAUUUCCACCCAGGGCUUUCUCUGAAGGCGUUAUACCACCACCGACUCUGCUUAACUUCACCAAAGGCAAGUGUGUUGUUAAAAGGUUCGUUUUCGCUGCGCCAAAAAUCGCUGCUCUUAAGUCUAUAGCCGCCAGCGCAAGCGUGCAGCAACCUACGCGCGUUGAAGCUGUAACAGCCCUCAUUUGGAAAAGUGCCAUGAAUGCAUCAAGAACGAAUCUGGGCUUUUCAAAGCUCUCUUUGCUAUCACAAUCUGUGAAUAUACGAAGAACGACAGAACCACCGUUGCCUGAAAACUCAAUCGGGAACCUUUUAUGGUACUUUCCGGCACAGAAAGACGAAAGCGAUGCAGAACUACAAGGGUUGGUUCAAGAAUUAAGGACUGGAAAACAAGAUUUUGGCAAGAAAUAUGUGAAGAAACUUCAAAGUAAGGAUGCAUAUGAGGAGGUUACGGAGUCGUUGAAAGAGGAAUUAUGCAUGCUUAUAAGCAACGACAUAGAAUUUUACAAUUGCACCAGCCUGUGUGAUUUUUAUUUUUAUGAUAUUGAUUUCGGGUGGGGAAAGCCGACUUGGGUGACUAAUAUUUCUGGGCGGUCACUCAAGAACGUUGUGAGGUUGAUGGAUGCAAAAGGAGGAGAUGGAGGAAUAGAGGCGUGGGUGACUCUGGAAGAACAAGAUAUGACCUUAUUUGAAGAAGACAAGGAGCUGCUUGCUUAUGCUUCUUUGAACCCAAGGGUGUUGAACAUUACAGCCAUGGAUUCGUUAAAAUCUUGUCUUUAGAUUUAGCGGAGCUCUGUCAGUCUAUUGCCUGAUUUGGGGGCGGCUUGAAAGUAAGUCAAUGGCUACCUUUGCACUUUCACUAUACAGUUUCUUCUUCUUUUUUGUCUGUUUUUAUUUGAGAGGGGCCUGAGCCCGACAGGAUGGGAAUUGUUAAGUGGAAGGGAUAUCUAUCUAUUACAGCAACCCCUCAGAGGUGUGGAUUUCAGCGGAAUUGAACUUAAAUAAGAGUUAGUUUGAGUUUGGGUUUAA